AAGUUAUUCAGCAGCAUAGAAAAGGAGUGGGAAGGUUUUUUUUGUCUUUUCAUUCACACGUGGAUUGCAUUGGAUAUAUCAGCUGGCACAGGGCAGAUGGAGCAUCUAAAGGACAAUCUGAAAGUAACAUCACUUAAGGACACUGAGCACUUCCACAGCAAGCAGCCCUUGGGUGGUACUGUGUUAUGUGCCAACGAGUCAAGCCACAUGGCUGUGCCUUGUCGCCCCAUGGUGAGGGGAGCAAGGAGUGCACAGGAGAUUCUGGCCAUGCAGCCCUCAGAAAUGGACAAGAAGAGAGAGGCCUUCCUAGAGCACCUGAAACAGAAGUAUCCUCAACAUGCCUCGGUCAUCAUGGGCCACCAAGAGAGACUUCGAGAGCAGUGUUUGCAGGGGAUGUUGUCUUCGCUGCAGUGUGAACUUAACAUUCAGCGAUAUCUGCUAAAAACUGAAUCACUCCAUCAACCCAGAAAUCAGAGUGCCAGGGCAGGUGUGCUGUGCUCAAGUCUAGUACCAUUGCUCCGUGAUCAGCCAGACCUCGGCUCGCUGGUGUCUCUGGACACUUUAGAGGUCAUGUCUGAGUGUGAAGUGCCUGUUGCCUUUACCCGUGGUUCCCGCUCCCGGGCCAGCCUACCUGUGGUGCGCUCUGCUAACCAGACUAAGGACCGCUCACUAGACAGGGCGGACGGACCAGGGCAUUCGCCCGCCUGGCCGUGCCUGACGAGGAGCGCUCUCGGCCGGCUUGGGAGGCAGACGGCAGCCCCUCCUGGAAGUGUGGUUUUACCAUGGGCCUCAUGCGGUGUGCUGUAUUUGCAGUAUGGUGAUGACACGAAGCAAAUCCGGAUGCCCAAUGAGAUCACAACUGUAGACACGGUGCAAGCUUUGUUUGUCAGCGCUUUCCCACAGCAGCUCAGCAUGAAAAUGCUUGAGUCACCCAGCACAGCCAUCUACGUCAAAGAUGACAUGAGAAACAUGUACUAUGAGCUGAGUGAUGUCAGGAGCAUCACAGAUCAGUCGUGCCUGAAGGUUUACCACAAGGACCCAGCACACGCCUUCAGCCAUGCAGCUCGGCCCAGCAACGGAGACGCCAGGAUGCACAGAGAGGCAAUGUACACGAGUCGAGAUGCUCCUCCUCUGAUACGUCAGACAUCAAACAGUCCAUCUAUGCCUCCUACUCCACACUCAGUAACUGCUUUGCCUUCACGCAUCCCUUUUGGGCUCCGCUCAUCAGGGGGAGGAGCCACCAUGCCUCGUGAGAGAGCAGGCCACCCACUGGCCACGCCCACCCGCUCAGCUUCACCGUGCCCCAGUGCCAUUCUUGAACGGCGUGAUGUCAAGCCGGAUGAAGAUGUCUCUGCCAAAGGCAUGGGGAGGGGAGGAGAGGGAAUCUACAGUGACCCUUUUCUGUUACAUCACCAUGCUCCACCUUCAGAAACACUGGACCAAGGCUACCAUCGUGCUUCUCUCCGUUCUUAUGGCAUUUCUGGAAUGGCUGUGGAGCCGACAGAGCAUCACUCGCUGUUUCGGCAGAAAAGUUGGAAGACUCCACCCCCAUCGCCACAUAGGAUGGGUGAGAUGAGGAUCAUUGACAUCCAGGCCAGCCAAUCUCAAGGCACUCUGGGUCUUGAAAGAUCUUCACCAGUCAGACAAUCAUUUAGAAAAGAAGGGCCUAUUGCUGUGGAUAAGGGCAGGAGUACAAUGGGGUCCCCUGUGACCUCUGAUAUUCAGGGUCAUGGUCUGCCAGCACCGUCUGUUGAACCUCAGACACGAGAGAGAAUGAGGGCUAUGGAGGAGCAGAUAGCCAGUCUGACUGGCCUUGUACAGCAUGCUCUACUAAAGGGUCCCAGCAUUAACAGAGGUGACAGGGAGCAUGCCAGUGACAGAUCAGUGAAGUCAGGAUCACCUGUUCACAGCACAUCUAGUACAGGAGGUUCUUCUCCAGUGCUUGGAACCAAAAUGGCCAAAGUUACACCUGAGAGUAACUCUGUCCCAACUCAUCCCGUUAGUACCAUCCCUCUACAGGUGAACCUCCUACAUUUCAGGAAGAACAUCUCUGAGCUACGCCUCCAGUUGCAGCAGAUGAGACAGCUCCAGUUGCAGAAUCAGGAAAGUGUGCGUGCUCAGAUUAAACAGGUGGAACAGGAGAUCAGUGCAAGACUGGCUGAAGUGUUGAGACAACAGGAGGAUCCUGCACAGAGACAACGAGCUCUGGUGGAGGAAGAGAGGCACAAAUAUCUCCGCAUGGAAGAAUCGGUUCUUACACAGUUGGGGGAUCUGGAGCAAUACGUAGAGUCUGUGAGAAGGGACUCAAAUGCAGCCACAGCUGUGAGAGCAAUCACACUGAAAGAAGUUGAGGAAGGAGCAAUUGGCCUGAGGAAGGUUGGGGAAAGUUUGGCAGCACUCAAAGGAGACUUCCCAACAUUGCAAGGGCGAAUGCGGGCUGUGCUCCGAGUGGAGGUGGAGGCUGUGAAGUUUCUCAAAGAGGAGCCGCACAAGCUGGACAGCAUGCUGAAGCGAGUCAAAUCACUUACUGAAACACUCAGCACGUUGCGAAGGUGUGCCACAGAAGGUUUACUGAAAUCUUCAGAUUCGGUCACCACAGUAGUUGAUGAAGGAGAACCAGCGCCUCCUGCUGAUCUCCACAGCACUAUCACUCUGCUUGAGCCUCAGAAAUCCUCUUUGAGUUCAGAGGUUGUCAACUCCCAGCCUCUGUUAUCCCACUGUGGCCAGAGCUCUUACUCACCCGCUUCGGAGUUGCCUACAAAACAGAUCAGCAACACGAGGCAUGUUGAGACAUGCAGCUCAGCUCAGCCAGAACAUGCACCACCACUGAGCAGCAGCAGUGGAGUGACUUUAAGUUGUAAUGUGACCCGUUGUAAUGGAGCUCCUAGCAGUGGAACUUCAAGCCUGUUUAUCGAGGAGAUCAUCAGUCACAGCAAGGGCAAAAACAGAGCCCCAUCCAUUGAGGCGGCUGAGAAAGAGUGGGAAGAAAAGCGGCAUAGCAUGUGUCAUUAUGACGGAUUGGAGUUUGAGAAGAUGCUGCAGGAAGCAGAAGCCAACAUGCUGAGAGGAAUACCAAGCAUGGAUGUUUCAGUUGGGGGUGGGAUUCUGCCAAGCCCUGCUGCAGCACCUCCUUCUACCUCAGAGGAGCGAGUGGAGAAACCCAAGCCUUCUGCACCCCCAACACAAGAGGAUAAGCAGCCUGAAAGGCCCAGCUCUGAGAAGUCCACUAAAUCAGGACCUGAUAAAGCUCCAAAACCCCAAGUUGAAAAGGCCAUUAAAACAGCAGUGUUGAGUAAACCUGUAAAACCCAACCUGUCAAUCAAAACAAGCUUGGAAAGACCACCAAAGUCUCAAGACAAAGCCACUAAAACAAGUCAGAGCUCAGACAAGGCCAACAAAUCUCCCCCUCCACCUCCCCCACGCAGGAAUUACAUCAACAGCACAGGAGUCACCACCACCCGCUCAGGAGAGGUCAUAUACACCUGCAGGAAGGAGUCUGGAUCUGCACAGGAAGAUGAAGUUGAUGCUCCAAAUCCAGUGCCUCAGCACAAACCAAGGAGUUCUCCUGAAGUGAAGCCCAAGCCAUGCACUCCUCUUCCUGUCACAGCUUCUGCCAUUCUAGAAGAGGAGGAUGAGGGGGACAAGAUUAUGGCAGAACUGCAGGUUUUCCAGAAGUGUUUGGUUAAGGACAUAGAGCUCAAAGGUUCGGUAGAGCCACAGAUCAAAGAGUUAAGAUCUGGGGCCUUAUUGCCCCUCAAAGAUAAGAAGCAGAAUACAGAAAUCCAGGAGAACAAAGAUCUGGUCAUGGAUGAAAAUGGCAACAACGCAGUACGUCAAAAUACAGGGGUCAUCUAUUACGUCACAGCACAGAUCACCAAGGAGCCUCCAGAGGAGUCAACUGACCACAGAGCUGCAUCUCAGUCAACCCCAUCACAGGUGUCACAUGUCAGUACUAAUGAGAAAUCCCAAAACAAGCUGCUGGUAUCCUCAGAUGGCCUAUCUGGUAUCCCAGGCCAUGGCCCAGACAACAUUUGGAGCCUUUCUAGUGAUCUACCAUAUAAACCACUGACUUGUUCAAGCUCAAUGAAGACAAAGGAACCAGGCCCAGGUAGCCCUACACAGGGGAAAGUCCAUGUGGUCAAGGUUCCACAGGUGCAACUUAGCAUAGAGGAGACAGUGGAGUCUCCAACAGCAAUUUGUUCACCCGUCUCACUGGGUGGCCCUGACCUCAUUCACUGCAAGGUACCUGCAACCCAUGGUGAGUUGAGUUCAACAAAUCAGCAGCAGGUGUUUAGUUUACCCAAGACUAGGGAGAGCAAGUACAAAGAAGUGGAAGAUGAAAGUGAUACUUUCCUCAGUCCUGACUUGCCAGGAGAAGAACCUCCUCCUCCACCUGAUAAUAUUGCCUUCAUGAUCACAAACACCAAAGUGCAGGCUUUGUCCACUGGAGAGUACCAGGAGCUUGUAAAUGCCAAGAGUGGAAAUGUGCAAACUGUGACUGUAGGCAGCAAUCCACAGACUAAACAUGGCAGUGACAUUUCUACGGUUUCUUGUAGCAAUGGUUUAGCUGAUGCUGAAAAUGGUGAAUUCAGUAAAAAGCCUGUCAUUAUCAUUUUUGAUGAACCAAUGGAUAUACGCUCAGCCUACAAACGUCUGUCCACCAUUUUUGAGUGUGAAGAAGAGCUGGAAAGAAUGUUGGCUGAAGAAAGGAUAGAGGAAGAAAGUGAGGAAAUGGAGGAUGAGGAUAAAAGAAAUGGGGGAGUACAGGUAGCAAAAGAUGGGGAUAAGAUGAAUUCUGGGAAAAUACAAAAUGGGGCAAACCUUGUUUUGUCUUCAUCACGGUUAUCUGAUGGGGAGACACAGGCUACUAGUGAUGCCAAACCGGAUGUUAAGAAGAAGUUCAAGCUUAAAUUCCCUAAAAAGCAGUUGGCAGCUCUAACACAGGCCAUCCGCACUGGUACUAAGACAGGCAAGAAGACCUUACAAGUGGUGGUGUAUGAAGAUGAGGAGGAAUCAGAUGGUACUAUUAAACAACAUAAAGAGACCAAAAGAUUUGAAAUUUCUUGUUCCAAGCAGGAUAACUCAAAAUCAGAGUCUGUUGCCCAGGAACCACGUGGAAGGACAGAAGAGAUCCGAAAGAACACUUACAAGACACUUGAUAGCCUUGAACAGACUAUCAAACAGCUUGAGACCACAAUCACUGAAAUGGGACCAAGGUCUUCUGAUGACCUGCUGACCACUGAAUACUCUAAACCUCAUGACAGCCAAGGUGCAGAGGCUUCAGCCAAAGUAGUUCCUCAGAAAACUUUGGUCACCAAACCUUCCAACUCCAGCAAGCGCCCUAGCCUUCGGAAGAAGCCCAAACCACAGCUUCUUCCUCGGCCUGCUGUGAUCACCACAACAGGCACCUCCGUCACUCCAGCUCCUCCUCAGCAGAAUGUCAGCGUGGCCCCUCCUACUAGUCGGAUGCCAGUGCCUAUGUCUGCCAAGACCAGGCAGCAGCCGGGCACCUCAGACAGAGAGAGGGCAACAAAACAGCUAAAGCUGCAAGACUCUCAGAGGCAGUUUCGCCAGGCUAACGGAAGUGCUAAAAGAUCUGGAGGAGAUCCCAAAUCCACUUCCCCUACAAUGCCUGCCUCUAAAAUCCCUGCUUUUUCCUCUAGUGCAGGAAAAGGUGCUUCUCAGCCUGAUGCUACUAACCCUGUUAACAACUCUGCUGUUUUUUCAUCCUCCUCCUCCUCUAAGUCUUCCAUCCCCAACCCUCGCUCAAUCCCCAGUGCUUCCUCUCAUAUUCCCUCCCUUUCUAAUGGUUCUGUUAAGAUUGCACAGUCCACUCACAACACUAAAAGCCUGUCCUUGUCCACACAGACCCAAAAUGGACGAUAUUCUUCUUCUUCCUCCUCUUCUUCCCACUCUCCUCUGUCCCCCACCAUGUUGUCACAGGGUUCAAAGAGUAUCCGAACCAUUCACACACCCAGCUUCAUCAGUUACAGUCGGCCACACAAUGGGAAAUCAGCUAUCCCCACAGCAGCAAGCACCAAGGAGGCUUCAUAGAAUGCUCAGCCACUCUGCCAUCAUUUGCUUCUGUUCUAAUGAGGUAGUGCUGCUUCUCAUUUGCUCAAAUACAGUAUACCAUUUUUCUUGUUUUGUUCCGACUAUCUUAUGAUCAUCCAAGAUAGUCAUCCAGUUCUGUAUACUUUCAGUGUGUGUUCAAAGUAUGUUUUUUUGUGUUGUUUUUUUGUUGUUGUUGUUUUGGGGUUUUUUGGUUUUUAUGGCUCUUGCUUAUUCAUACACUGCCCCCCCCUUUUUUUUGCAUCCUCCCUCCAUGUUAAGUGUUUGAAGCUUGAAUUUCUGAACAUCACGGUAACAGAAUACUGAUGUUCAUAAGUGACUGCUUACUAAGUGUUCCUAAACAAAUCCAAUACAAAACUGGAUGUUCAUAUUUUGAUUUGUUGGUCUUUUUAGCUUGAUGAUGAUGAUGAUGUGAUGUCUGGGUUGGUUGUGUGUGUGGGGAGAGGAUAUUACACGGUUGUGUGAUAUGAAAUUUAUCUUCGAGUGGUUCAUGUAUAUAUCACGAGAGCGACACAAAUGAGUGAAAAUAUUUUCAAUAUGAGAACAAAAACUUCAUAUCUUCACCCAGCCAUGUAAUGUUCUUUAUAUUAUAUGGACACAUCGACAAAAAUACACAAGUUAAUCAAAAGAAUUUUAAUUUUGAACCAGUUUGCCAUUUUGACAACGCACAUUCAGUCAGCAGGAAAACACUGGGAGUGACGUCAUUGGCGUGAAAUAUUGGAAAAUAUGUCCCUCAGAUCCACAAUGUAUUUCGUGUGAAAAAUGAGUUUUUCAACAUGAGAAGACAAACUUCAUAUUGUCAAGCCAACGUGUGAUUUUUCUUAUUAUAUAAACACGUUCACAAACAAAAAGUACCCAAAUUUAUCAAAACAAUUCAUUGAUUUCCUCACGAGUGAUAUAUAGAGAAUUGUCAUGGUUUUGGUUCUCCAUGUCCUGGAUGUAGCGCGUAUGGAAAAAAAUAUGAGUGGUGUAUUUCCCAGUAAAACACUCGUGUUGUAUAUAAAUAUAUAAAUAAAUAAACACACACACACACACACAAAGUGUGUUAUACAUACACACACACACAUUUAUA
This is a messenger RNA of Neoarius graeffei (lesser salmon catfish), 7144 nucleotides long. RefSeq names its product sickle tail protein homolog. The transcript has 23 exons. NCBI's taxonomy places the organism in Eukaryota, Metazoa, Chordata, Actinopteri, Siluriformes, Ariidae. The record is from RefSeq and is a predicted model, not a curated record. Gene Ontology annotation, cellular component: cytoplasm. The coding region runs from base 97 to 6054 and encodes 1985 amino acids.